Drosophila kikkawai is the source of this 1031-nucleotide messenger RNA. RefSeq names its product Cellular Repressor of E1A-stimulated Genes (gene CREG). NCBI's taxonomy places the organism in Eukaryota, Metazoa, Arthropoda, Insecta, Diptera, Drosophilidae. The record is from RefSeq and is a predicted model, not a curated record.
ACAGCUGUUUCCAGCUCUUUGUACCCGAGAGAGGUGAUAACAAAAGACACAAUAUUUUGCCAGUCAGUUUACAAACAAUUCCCAAAGCAAAAGGAAGCACAGCGAUAAGCCUAACAAUGAAAACCUUCACAUCUCUAAUGCUGACCUUGGUGUUGGCCUUUCUCGGUUCAGACUCUAGCUGCGCUUACUCCCCCAGAGAGGAUGCCAGAAUUAUCAAGGAAUUAAAGAGACAAGAAGCACUAAACCACGCCAAGAUCGCCAGGGAAUUGGUUCAUCGUGCAUCAUGGGCUGCCUUGGGCAGCAUCUCCACCAACAAAGCCGUAGAAAAUUACCCAAUGGUCAACAUAAUCUCCAUAGAUGACAGCGAUGCCAAUGGCAACUCCACCGGCAAGGUGCACUUUCUGCUAACCGACUUGGAUUUCACUGGACCGGACUGGCAGAAGGACAAUAAAGUUACUUUCAUGUUCUCCGACGAACAAACCUUAAGGUGCAAGGACGCUGGCCAGGAUCCAAUGGAGCCCACAUGUGCCCGUGCCAUGAUCAGUGGCCAGGUAAUAAAGAUGGAUCCCAAUGGUACCAACUAUCAGACCGCCUUGAAUGCCUUUACGAAGCGCCAUCCAGCAGCCGUCCAUUGGUUAGCGGCCCACACAUUCUACCUAUGCGCCUUGGAUAUUAAAAACAUCUAUGUGCUGGACUUCUACGGAGGUCCCCACCAGGUCAGCGCCUCGGAUUAUUAUGCCAUUAAGCUGUGAAACGAGAUUAAUAAGCAGGAUUGUUUUGAAAUGAAAAUUCAUUGUUUCAACGAACUGCACAAAAAUGAUUAAGGAGAAAAGACAAAGCACACGCGCUGCCACUUAUCAGUUAAGCUCUGUGAUUUCCUGUCAUGGGCAUUGUCUUUGCACAAUAAAUAUAAGGGAAAAAUUGCAGGAAAAUAAUAUACGUAGGUGGUUAAGGUGAACGCACAUUAGCAAUCUUUAAUAUGUAACAAUUCAAACCCUAGCAAUAAAAGUAAAUCAAUUCUUGUUGGUUAA